AUGCCUAGAGCGACCGCUCCUCCCCUCGCCUCCUGCCCCUCCCGCAUCCGCGGAAAGGGUCCCGGGACCUUCACGCGCUCGGCGCCUCGUCCCGGCGCGCAGGCCCAGGUCUCCUUUGAGGAGGUGGCUGUGCGCUUCACGGAGGAGGCGGCGGCGCUGCUGGAUCCGGCCCAGAGGGCUCUGCACAGGGAAGUCAUGCGGGAGAACUGCCGGAUCUCAGCCUCCCUGGCUGGUAGGAAGAAGCUCAGUAAAAAGGGGGAACAGCAGAGAAGGAAAACUGAAGAUGAGUGGAAGGGGUGGAACAACGCUGAAGGGGCUGACUUCCGUGACCGUGUUAUUCUAGCAGAAAGCAUUGAAAGAAUUAUUGGGAACAGGGAGAAAACGUGGAAAUGCUCUGAGUGUGGAAGGAACUUCAGCUGCAGAUCUCACCUUUACUCACCUCAAAGAAUUCACACUGGGGAGAAACCCUAUAAAUGUUCAGAAUGUGGAACGAGCUUCAGUCAGAGCUCUGGCCUUAAACGACAUCAAAGAAUCCAUUCAGGGGAGAAGCCCUUCAAAUGCUCAGAGUGUGGCAAGACGUUCAGUCGAAGUUGUGUCUUUAACUCCCAUCAAAGAAUUCACACAAGGAAGAAGCCCUUCAAAUGCUCAAAAUGUGGAAAGAUAUUUAUUUGGAGCUCUGAUCUUAAAAGACAUCAGAGAAUCCACUCAGGGGAAAGACCCUAUGAAUGCUCAGAGUGUGGAAAGAGCUUCAACCGGAGGGAGAAGCCUGAUAAAUGUUCGGAGUGUGGAAAGAGCUUCAAUCAGAGUUCUUACCUUAAAUGUCAUCAAAGGACCCACACAGGGGAGAAGCCCUUCAAAUGCUCCAAGUGA
Varanus komodoensis (Komodo dragon) is the source of this 870-nucleotide messenger RNA. Its product is annotated as zinc finger protein 3-like. The coding region runs from base 1 to 870 and encodes 289 amino acids. NCBI's taxonomy places the organism in Eukaryota, Metazoa, Chordata, Lepidosauria, Squamata, Varanidae. The record is from RefSeq and is a predicted model, not a curated record. Gene Ontology annotation, biological process: negative regulation of transcription by RNA polymerase II. Gene Ontology annotation, molecular function: DNA-binding transcription repressor activity, RNA polymerase II-specific. The transcript is spliced from 4 exons.